Molecule: messenger RNA, 5498 nt
Organism: Hemiscyllium ocellatum (epaulette shark)
Lineage: Eukaryota; Metazoa; Chordata; Chondrichthyes; Orectolobiformes; Hemiscylliidae
Gene: sema3d
Product: sema domain, immunoglobulin domain (Ig), short basic domain, secreted, (semaphorin) 3D
Exons: 18
Coding region: 426-2735 (769 amino acids)
Biological process (GO): neural crest cell migration; negative chemotaxis; negative regulation of axon extension involved in axon guidance
Molecular function (GO): semaphorin receptor binding; chemorepellent activity
Source: RefSeq, a predicted model, not a curated record
AAGCAAAAAUGAGUGAGAAAGUGAGUGAGUGAGAAUGAGACUGUGUGAGUGUUAGUGAGAGAGUGAGUGAACUCCAUGCGGUAGAGGGUGAGGAGGCUGCAGUGAGACAGCCCAGAGGGAGGGGAGUGUUCAUUCAUUCCUGCCGAGACUGCGAGCGAACAGAUUGCAAUCUCCCGGAGUUAGACUGCAGUAAUCUCUCUCUCUCUCUCUCUGGGAUUUGUGUGUGUGUUUUGCUCCUGUCCCCGUUGGCGGCAGCUCCCGCUACCCUGCUCCUUCAUUGAUCUAUCCCCUGGACAAUGUGCAGUUGUAGCUGACACUGGGACUGCUGAAGCCAUCCCGGUCAAACAGCGCCUCUUCAGCGGUGUUCCUGAGCCUGUGCUACACGCCGGAGAGACCUUGAAUUGGCACAAGAAACUUUAUUGUUGAUGAUGCAGCCGGUGACAGAAGCAAUGCAGAAAUCUCCAAGAAAUCAAACUCCGAAACCACUUCAAACAUGUCGGUUGCUAUGGAGCUUCAUUUUACUAUUAAUUAUUCCACUUGCGGAAACGUGGAAACAGAAUCUUCCGAGACUCAAGCUUUUUCAUAAAGAUUUGCUGGUCUCCAACAGCUGCAUCCCAUUCCUCGGCUCGGCAGAAGGCUUAGAUUUUCAGACCCUGUUGCUUGAUGAGGAGCGAGGGAGACUGUUAGUGGGAGCCAAGGACCACAUCUUCUUACUCAACUUGGAUGAUCUGAACAAAAACAUCAGAAAGAUUCACUGGCCUGGAACCAAAGAAAGAGUUGAAAUGUGCAAAUUGACUGGGAAGCAUCCUUUGAGGGAGUGUGCGAAUUUCAUCAGGGUCCUUCAUAAUUACAACAAGACCCACGCGUAUGUCUGUGGCACUGGAGCCUUCCACCCAAUGUGUGCCUUUAUUGAGCUCGGACCCCGGGCAGAGGAGCCUGUGUUUCGCCUGGACUUAGAUAGCCUCGAGUCUGGAAGAUUGAAGUGUCCCUUUGACCCUCUGCAACCUUUUGCUUCUGUGUUAACAGGGGAAUACCUUUACGCUGGUACAGCAUCUGAUUUUCACGGCAGAGACACUGCUUUCACCCGCUCUCUGGGACCACCAUCCAACCAGCAUUACAUCCGCACAGACCUCUCGGAACACUACUGGCUCAAUGAAGCAAAGUUUAUCGGAGCAUUUUCCAUCCCGGACACCUACAAUGCUGAUGACGAUAAGAUAUAUUUUUUCUUUCGGGAAGCUACAGAGGACAGCAGCACCUCUGACAAGUCCAUCUUCUCCAGGGUUGCCAGGGUCUGUAAGAAUGAUGUUGGAGGACAACGCAGCCUCAUCAAUAAAUGGACAACAUUCCUUAAAGCCCGCCUGGUGUGUUCUGUCCCAGGUCCUGAUGGGGUUGACACAUAUUUUGAUGAACUGCAGGACGUGUUUCUGCUCCAUACAAAAGACGAAAGGAAUCCCAUUGUUUACGGAGUCUUCACGACUACGAGUUCGAUCUUUAAAGGCUCUGCAGUCUGUGUGUACAGCAUGGCUGACAUCCGUGCCGUGUUUAAUGGACCAUACGCUCACAAGGAAGGACCUGACCAUCGCUGGGUGGAGUAUGAUGGAAGGAUCCCUUACCCACGACCUGGGACAUGUCCCAGUAAAACGUAUGAUCCCUUGAUAAAGUCUACAAAAGAUUUCCCAGAUGAAGUGAUCAGCUUCAUUAGGUACCAUCCAGUGAUGUACAAGUCUGUGUAUCCAAUGACUGCACGGCCAGUGUUUACCAGGAUCAAUGUUGACUACCGACUGACACAGAUUGUGGUGGAUCAUGUGGUCGCCGAGGAUGGACAGUAUGAUGUCAUGUUUCUUGGAACAGAUAUUGGAACAAUUUUAAAGGUGGUGAGUGUGACAAAAGAAAACUGGGUUACAGAAGAGCUUGUUCUGGAGGAACUUCAGGUGUUUAAGGCUCCUUCUCCAAUUUUAAACAUGGCGAUAUCUUCAAAACAGCAGCAAUUAUACAUCGGCUCACGCGAUGGUCUGGUCCAGCUCUGGCUGCACCGAUGUGACAUCUACGGCAAGGCUUGUACUGAAUGUUGUUUGGCCAGAGACCCCUACUGUGCCUGGGACGGCAGCUCAUGUUCCCGUUAUGCCCCAGCAUCGAAAAGGCGGACUAGACGUCAAGAUGUAAAACAUGGGGACCCCAUCAGCCAGUGCUGGGAUCUGGAAGAGAGUAUGAGCAAUGAAGCUGAAGAGAAGUUGAUUUUCGGCAUUGAAUUUAACUCCACUUUCCUGGAGUGCAUCCCCAGAUCCCAGCAGGCAUCUAUCCAGUGGUUUGUUCAGCACUCCCGAGAUGAACAUCAUGAGGAGAUAAAAACUGAUGAGAGGAUCAUCAAGACAGAACAUGGCCUUUUGAUUCGGAGUGUGCAGAGAAAAGAUGCCGGCUCUUACUUCUGCAGAGCUCAGGAGCAGACGUUUACUCACACGAUCAUGAAACUGAAUUUGAAAGUGAUAGAGAAUGAGCAGAUGGAGAGUGCACAAAAGGCCGAGGAUGAGGAGGGUAAGGGCAGGGAUUAUGCCUCGGAGUCUCGGUUGAGAUACAAGGAUUAUGUGCAGCUGCUGAGCAGCCCCAGUUUCACAGUGGAUGAUUACUGUGAGCAGCUCUGGUACCGGGAGAGGCGGCGGCAAAAGAACAGAGCGGCCGGGAAGUGGAAGCACGUGCAGGAGAUGAAGAAGAAUCGAAACCGCAGACACCAUGCGUAAUCUCUGAUGGUUUGGAGAGAAAGCUGAGUACUGCGGCUAUUAAUUCUAAGGAAAUGACAAAAAAAUCAUGGAAUGCUGUUGUACUGUCAUUCCUGCUUUGGAGAGCUACAAGAUGCUUACAAUAAAAUAUAGGACUUGCAUUUCCACAUCGUGAACUCAAAGACAUCAAAACCAAGACAGAGACCUCUUGGUCCGCAAUAUCAGUCUUUAUUAAUACCACAUUAUUCAAGUAUUUACUGUACAGAAAGAGUCAAAUUGGCCCAACAUUAUGCACACAAACUCCCUGAAUUUGCUUCAGUUCAUCCCAUCAAUAUUAAAUUCGGAACAAAAAUAAAUCUCUUGCUUUAAGUUGAGUGUGUCAAUUUUAUCACAAUUACUCAGCUCUGGCACAUCCAUGAUGUUGUUUACAUCAUAUGUGAGAUGUGUAUAAAUUGCAGGAGGAUUGGACAUUUUGUCUUUAUUCAUUGACCAAGUUAUUGAGAUAAACAUUUGUGAUAAACUUUAAACAUCUUUUUAUUACCUGCCAAUGAUCAACUUCCUGCAGGGACAUUGACAGAAACCCAUUUUCAAAAUGCUAUAAUUUCAAUUGAAAAUUUAAUACAACUGAAAUCAUGACAUCUUUUUGCUACCAGCUUAAUACUGUCUAAUUGGAUACCAGCUAUGUAAUUUUAUUGUUGCAGUUGAUACCCUGUACCUAUGCAUGAGGGUUGCUGUUAAAUGUUACGAGGGGGAGAAUUUACACUUUCACAAAUGGACAUUUACACAAAUCAUUUUCUCAAUGUUGCAUCAAAAAGAACAAUUGCUAUGGUUGUUGAAGUGAGCAAAAUUGGAUGGUGGUUUCAGUGUAUUAACUAGCAAGAAAAAUGCCUUCCCUUCAGAAUGCAUUGCUGUUGAGAGCUAUAAAAAGCAUCAGGGAGUGGCAGGCUGUAUGGAGACGCAGCACAUUGGAGCAGAAGCUUGCAGACUUGUGUCUGAGAUUCCCCACUAUUAGGCCAUCAUGAUAGGUAGAUGUCAAAGGCUUUGUGUGUUCAGAAAAGGAAGGAGGGAGAGGUAGUGAAUGAAUCAACUGCCCUCCUGCUGAUAACUAUCAUCUUUUCUGACAGUUACAGGGAUAAUUUGGAAGAUUUCUUGCCUGACUAUUGGGCAAGAUUAAGUGACCAAUAAAUAAAUACAACAAAAUAGACAACCUGUAAAAAGGAAAGUGUAGAGAGGUACCAGCUUGUAAGUUACCAAUGGUCAAAUGUCAUAUUCCAGUUAUUCAUUGUCAUCCUUUUAUCAUUCUACAAUCUCUUCUGCUUCUCUCCUCAUUUCUAAUAUAGGAGAAUAUAAUGGGUAUAACAAGUUUGUUUAAAGUAUAUUUUAUGCAGAGAAUGUCCCCAGUUACACAUAUUAUCAGAGAAUAUUUUAACAUUUGAUUCGUAUAGCUUAAGUGAAUGAAUUUUGGAACAUAUGUUACUGUAAAUUAUACUCCUUUAGUCUGUUAUUUCUUUGUAAUAAAUUAGUUGAACCUUGUUGAUGGAUUUGUUAAAUGUUAUGGGAUAAGGGUUUUUAUUGUGAAGCCACGUUCAGACUAACUGUUGCUUUAAUGGUCAACUCCUCCAGACUUUUGGUUGGGGAGAUCUUCUCAUGUUUCCACUGAAGAUAAUUGCUCAUGUUUGUGUCUACCAAGGUAGAUCUCAUUCAACCCUGACUCACUGAGUAGAGUGAAUGGUUCAGAUCUUGCCAAGGACGCUGGAUGGAAUGCAGACUCAUUCUGUUAUUAUUUCAUGGGACAUAGUUGUCACUGGCAAGGCUAAUCUCUAGUUCCCUUGAAUGAUUGCCAUUUCAGAUGGCAAUCAAGAGCCACCUAUAUUGUUAAGGGUUUGAGGUCACAUGUAGGCCAGACCAGAUAAGGACAGCAAUUUUCCUGCCCUAAAGGACAUUAAUAAACCCAGUGAGUUUCAUGGUCACCCUUAUUGAAAUUAACUUUCAAUUCCCAAUUUAUUAAUUGAAUUUGAAUUCCACCAACUGCCAUAGCGAGAUUUGAACCCAUGCCCUCUCAACAUUGUACAUUGGCAUUACCACAAUGACUCCAUCUCCCAGUACUGAAUGAAGAUGAAGCAUGUGGAAAACAAGAAAAGACAUUUGAAAGACACUGUGAGAAAUAUGUGAUUCAGUUCAGAUUCUCACUCUAAUGUGGAACUCAAAUAUUCUUCCAAUUUUAAAAUUACAUGGCUUAAUUUAAAAAAAAAUGCUCACUCAUUGAACAGCCAACUUUACAUUUUUUGAGGGGGGCAGAAUGUCUUGGACAGUUUUUAUAAAACAAAACAAAAAAGCCCAAUACUCUUAGGCCACCAUGUAUGUUGUUAGCAAUUGUCAAGACUUACUGGAAAAAAUGAAGUGAAAGUUGAAAGAGGAAUGAGUGUCUUAUGUUGUUGAGACCUCAAAGAUAGCAGGAUUUAAUGUCUACAAUGCAACUGAGUUGCUCUGGGGUGACCACUGUCCUUUGUAAAUCCCAAAUCCCUUUCAGUCCAAAAUGACCAUGAAGCAUCCUUAUCAAUUCUAGUGACAGGUGAUCAUCAAAAGAAGAAAACUGGAAAAAAAAAAGAAAAUAAAAGAAUACAUAGUCCCAUUCUAAGAAAGAUAUUCUUUAAAGGUUAAAAAUUAUUUCUUUUCAUGUAAAGAUGUUAAAUAUGACGUCAGUGUAUUCACAAACAGGGAUUGGAAUGUCAAAUGUAUAUUUUGGUAUUAUUUUAAUAAAGUAGGAAACUUGUUAUUUUAAAA